AUGUCGGACAAGUUGACGCGCAUUGCUAUCGUCAGCACAGACAAGUGUAAACCUAAGAAAUGCCGUCAGGAAUGCAAAAAGUCCUGCCCCGUGGUGCGUAUGGGCAAGCUCUGCAUUGAAGUAGGUCCAAAGAGCAAGGUGGCUUAUAUUUCAGAGCAGCUCUGUAUUGGUUGCGGUAUUUGCGUCAAGAAGUGCCCAUUUGAGGCUAUUAACAUUAUAAACUUGCCCAAAGAUCUGGAAAACAACACGACGCAUCGCUACGGUGCCAACACGUUCAAACUCCACCGUCUGCCCAUGCCUCGUCCAGGCCAGGUGUUAGGUCUGGUUGGUACGAACGGUAUCGGCAAGUCCACGGCACUGCGUAUUCUGGCAGGAAAACUUAAACCCAACCUGGGAAAAUUUGAUGCCCCACCUGAGUGGCAGGAGAUCCUCACCCACUUUCGUGGCUCCGAGCUGCAAAAUUACUUUACGCGCAUCCUGGAGGACAACCUCAAGGCCAUCACCAAGCCACAGUAUGUGGACAAGAUCCCUAAGGCUGUCAAAGGCACGGUGCACGCCAUUUUGUCUGCUCGUUGCGACAAGAAGGAAAAGCUGGACCACUUUUUGAAGGAACUAGAUUUGUCGCAUGUGCAAGACCGUGAGAUUGAGAACCUAUCGGGGGGUGAGCUGCAGCGUUUUGCAAUUGCUGUCGUAGCGGUGCAGAAGGCUGACAUAUACAUGUUUGAUGAGCCAUCGUCUUACCUGGAUGUGCGUCAGCGUCUUAAGGCUGCUCUCGUGAUUCGCUCAAUGGUAGAUGACAACGGGCGCUCGUACGUAAUAUGUGUCGAGCAUGAUUUGAGUGUACUGGACUACUUGUCCGACUUUAUCUGCGUGUUGUAUGGUACGCCGUCAGCCUACGGUGUGGUUACUAUGCCGUUCAGUGUGCGUGAAGGUAUCAACAUUUUUCUUGCCGGUUUCGUACCUACGGAAAAUUUGCGUUUUCGCACUGAGGAGCUAACGUUCAAGGUCUCGCAGAACGCCGACGAAUUUAGCACCAACGAGGGCGAUGCUAACUCGUUUAACUACCCGGCGAUGACGAAGACGAUGUACAAGAAAAAAAAUGACACUGCUUUUAAAUUGCACGUCGAAGCUGGUGAUUUUACCAACUCAGAGAUUAUAUGUAUGCUUGGUGAGAAUGGUACGGGUAAGACUACAUUUAUUCGAAUGCUGGCUGGUCUACUUAAGUCUGAUGAGAUGGAAGCUGCCGAGAAGUCUAAUGAUGAUGUAGCUAUGUCAAACUGCGCCCUGCGUUAUGACUCGUCCACGAUCAGCUACAAGCCGCAAAAGAUUGCGCCAAAGUUUCAGGGUACAGUUCGUGAGCUGCUGCACCGCCGCAUUCGUGAGGCUAUUGUGCAUCCGCAGUUUGCGACGGAUGUGACGAAGCCGCUGAACCUUGACAAUAUUAUAGAUCAGGCUGUACCCCAUUUGUCCGGCGGUGAGCUGCAGCGAGUGGCUAUUAUAUUGUGUCUAGGCAAGCCCGCAGAUAUUUACUUAAUUGAUGAGCCGUCUGCGUACUUGGAUUCUGAGCAGCGUAUUUUGGCUGCCAAGGUUAUUAAGCGGUUUAUCUUGCAUGCUAAGAAGACGGCAUUUGUCGUGGAGCACGAUUUUAUUAUGGCCACGUACCUGGCCGAUCGCGUGGUUGUUUACGACGGCAAUCCAGGUAUCGAGUGUACCGCACAUGCACCUCAGGGUCUCCUGACGGGUAUGAACGCAUUUUUGAAGCAGCUGGAGAUCACGUUCCGACGGGAUCCUACGAAUUAUCGCCCGCGUAUUAACAAGUACGGCUCUGUUAAGGAUGUUGAGCAGAAGACCUCGGGCAACUUUUUUUUCAUGGAUGACUAA
Molecule: messenger RNA, 1881 nt
Organism: Peronospora belbahrii
Lineage: Eukaryota; Oomycota; Peronosporomycetes; Peronosporales; Peronosporaceae
Source: the annotation of a GenBank genome assembly